Messenger RNA from Erythranthe guttata (spotted monkey flower), 2161 nucleotides. Its product is annotated as bZIP transcription factor 16. Gene Ontology annotation, cellular component: nucleus. Gene Ontology annotation, molecular function: DNA-binding transcription factor activity; sequence-specific DNA binding. The record is from RefSeq and is a predicted model, not a curated record. Gene Ontology annotation, biological process: regulation of DNA-templated transcription. Lineage: Eukaryota; Viridiplantae; Streptophyta; Magnoliopsida; Lamiales; Phrymaceae.
UCAUACAAUAGUUGACCUAAUCCCAUAAAUAACGGCGACCUCAAAUUUGUUUGUUGGAUGCCACCGCGACACAUUAGAGUUUCGUACGUGACUCAAUCUCAGCCGUUAAAUAGUCCACGACUCUCACCAAUCAUCAACUCCGUCAAAUCCACGUCGGACACCACCCCCUCUCUCUCUCUCCCCUCUCUCUCUCUCUCUCUCUCUCUGCAAAUCCACGGGACAACGACGCAACCAUGUCGACGAUCUCACGAACAAAGCCCUAAUUUUCUCUCUCCCCCCGAAUUUUCCCCAAUUUUGUUUCCCCCAAUCACUCAUUGACCAAUUUCAGAAAUUCUGUUGAAUUCGAGUCGGUUAUCUCCCGAACUCAUUUUCAGGCGUAAUUUUGACUCGGAAGCUGCUUUGUAAUCGUCAAAGAGCGGGGGUUUGAGCUGGUGUUAGCUGAGUUGACGCGCUGAUUCUUGUUGCCGAGUCAAGGCUCGUUAAUUUAUUUUAUUAAUUUGCGGAUGGUUUGAAGUUGAGUCUUGUAACAUAUAUAGGAAUAGGAGGAAGUUUAGUGAAAACCAUGGGUAGUAGCGAAGUGGAUAAAUCACCCAAGGAUGGAAAAGAAGCGAAGGAGCCGAAAACUUCUACUCCACAGGAGCAGACUGCUCCAGGUGCAGUUGCUCCGGAUUGGUCUGGUUUUCAGGCGUAUUCUCCUAUGCCCCCACAUGGGUUCAUGGCAUCGAGUCCUCAGUCACAUCCCUACAUGUGGGGAGUCCAGCAAUUUAUUCCACCCUAUGGCACUCCACCACAUCCAUAUGUUGCCAUGUAUCCCCAUGCGGGUAUAUACGGACAUCCAAAUAUGGCUCCGGGAUCUUAUCCUUUUAGUCCCUUUCCUAUGCCUUCUCCUAACGGCAUUCCUGAAGCCUCUGGUAAUGUUCCAGGGAACAUGGAGGUGGACGGCAAGUCAUCUGAGGGGAAGGGAAAACUUCCCAUCAAAAGAUCCAAGGGAAGUUUGGGCAGUUUAAAUAUGAUUACGGGGAAGAAUAACGAUUCUGGCAAGAAAUCAGGUGCCACUGCAAAUGGUGCUCAUUCUAAAAGUGCCGAGAGUGCGAGUGAAGGUUCGUCUGAAGGAAGUGAUACAAAUUCUCAUAAUGGGUCCCAAGCUAAGUCCGGUGGCCAGAUAGAUUCAGAACCCUCUCAGAAUGGCAGUACUGGCCACAGUUCUCAAAAUGGAGGACCAAAUACAUCUCAUGCAAUGGCAAAACAAACAAUGGGCAUGGUGCCGAUUUCAGCUGUGGGUGGUGUACCUGGUCCCACCACUAACUUAAAUAUCGGAAUGGAUUAUUGGGGUGCCGCUGCCACACCAUCUUCUGGUAUUCCUGCAAUGCGGGGUAAGGUUUCUGCUACUCCAGUUGCAGGAGCAAUGGUCACUACUGGAUCACGAGAUAGUAUACAGUCACAGCACUGGGUUCAGGAUGAAAGGGAGCUCAAAAGACAGAGAAGAAAGCAGUCAAACAGGGAAUCUGCUCGUCGAUCCAGAUUGCGCAAACAGGCAGAAUGCGAUGAACUGGCCCAGCGUGCUGAUGGUUUAAAAGACGAAAAUGCAUCUCUCAGGGCAGAAGUGACUCGUAUAAGGAGUGAAUACGAGCGACUUCUUGCUCAAAAUGCAUCUUUAAAGGAGAGAAUUGGUGAAAUUAACGGUCAAGAUGAUCCAAGGUGCAGUAGCAAGGAUGCUCAAUAAUCGAGGCAGGCAAAUUGCGUGAAAAGUGGGCCACGCAAAUCUUAUGGCCCUGUUUCAUAAUAAUUCUUAAUGGAUAUCGAAGCUAACUUAGGGAACCCCCCAUAUUUUACAUAGUAUGUAGUUAAAAUUCAUAAAGCUGACCAUUUAGUCUCAGGACUUGUAUGUCAAAACAUAUACACCACCUGUUGUCAUUCUCGCUUCGACCAGCUUUUAUGGCCGGGGAAUGCAGAUGGUAAGUUAAUAUGCGAUUUAACCUCGAUUCUGUUAAAAGGGGUUUUGCAUAACCUUUUUUUUUCUUUUUGUAAUUUAUCUCAAUUUAUAUGUUACUCAGUAUGAUUGGUCGGAAAAGCUAACUUGGAGACGGUAUAGAACUGUAAUCAUUGUGGAUCUUGAUAUAUCCUUUGGUGUGAAAUAAUUACUUAUUUGGGAUCUAUAUUU